AGUUGAGCAACCGGACAACAUUGAAAUAAACUGGUUCCAGAGGAUACUGAACACACAUGUUAUUAUUAAUCAGCUUUGAUCACAAAUAUACACAGAGCCAGUAACCGUGGAUUUUGACUCGUCAGAAGUACUGAAAGUAUUCCUGAAAAGAAAGUAUCAACGAUGAGCAAACCCGCUGGUUCAACAAGUGGCUGUUUAGAUAUUCUCAAUGUUAAAUCAAGUCGGAUAUUGGAUAUCCCGUGUAAAGUGUGCGGCGACCGCAGCUCGGGUAAGCACUACGGCGUGUACGCCUGUGACGGCUGCUCAGGGUUCUUCAAGAGGAGCAUUCGCAGAAACAGAACCUACGUCUGUAAAUCCGGCUCACAGGGGGGAUGCCCCGUGGACAAAACGCACAGAAACCAAUGCCGAGCGUGCCGCUUGAAAAAGUGUCUGGAAGUGAACAUGAAUAAAGACGCCGUGCAGCACGAGAGGGGUCCAAGGACAUCCACCAUACGCAAGCAGGUCGCCCUAUAUUUCCGGGGGCACAAAGAGGUGAAUGGUUCAUCGACCCAUUUUCCGGGUUCGUCUCUACCGGGGCCACCGUUCUUCACCACGGUCACGCAACUGGAGCCACACAAUUUGGAGAUGAGCACGGUAGCCAGCACCCCGGAGAGACAGACCAUCGUGGGCCUUGCACAACCCACGCCCAAGGUCCCUCAUGAGGUCAGCGGCACGCCAAUGUACUUGUACGAGGUCGCCACCGAGUCCGUGUGCGAGUCUGCCGCGCGCCUGCUGUUCAUGAGCAUCAAGUGGGCAAAAAGUGUUCCCGCCUUCUCCACUCUUCCGCUACCCGACCAGCUGAUCCUCCUUGAGGACGCCUGGAGAGAGUUGUUUGUUCUGGGCAUCGCGCAAUGGGCCAUCCCCGUAGACUCCAACACUCUUCUUGCUGUUUCCGGCAUGAACACAGACAAUACAGAAUCCCAACGAUUGAAUAAGAUCGUCUCAGAAAUACAGGCACUGCAAGAGGUCGUUACCCGUUUCAGGCAGAUGCGUCUAGACGCCACCGAAUUCGCCUGUCCUGAAGUGAUCGUGACAUUCAAAGCCGUACCAACCCACAGUGGGGCUGAGUUGAGAAGUUUCCGCAAUGCCAGCGCCAUCGUCGCUUUACAAGAUGAGGCCCAGCUCACUCUCAACAGUUACAUACACACUAGAUAUCCAACUCAGCCCUGUCGCUUUGGGAAGCUGUUACUGCUGCUGCCCGCCCUCAGGUCUGUCAGCCCGUCCACCAUCGAGGAGGUCUUCUUCAAGAAGACCAUCGGAAACGUCCCCAUAACAAGGCUGCUCUCCGACAUGUACAAAUCAAGUGACAUAUGAAUUUUGGAAGAAUCAGAGUCACACAUUUGGAGAGGAGUCCACGACUGGGCACACAGACAGAGACAUAGAAAGGAGCACUGAGGUUGUAGCAUUCGAUUUCUGAAGGACGCGAAAUGUCACGUUAUCUUUGUUUAUUUUGAUACAGUUCAGCAUUAUUACAGCAUGUUGAUACGAUUGUAAAACAGCUUGAUUUCACCAAGUAGGCUAGAGAAUAACCGUUACCUUAAAGCCAAGGUUGCAAAUUCUCUUAUAGAAUUGGAUGUAGCAUAUUGAAAAUAUUCAGAAUGCACUGCCAGCUUUGGUUUACAUACAUAGGCCUACUAAAUCUAUAUAGUUGUAAAGAAUCACUCGGGGAUGAAAACCUGCUUAUAACAAAAGGACUUUGAAUCUUUCCUGAUGUUUUUGAGUGUGUGCAAGACCAAUGAGCUUCACAACCAAUGCAUUUUCAAUCCUUUAUUGCAAUGUUCAAUCCGAGCGACUGGAAGAAACCAAAAAGACGACGCCGGGUCUACGACAACGGGAUUUGUCCACACUGUCUGUCCCUUGACCCAGGGCUGAAACCAAACACGGUGGCGCGUCAGAACUGCGCGACAAGGCGCACGCAAUGGAUAGGGGGAGAAUUUAGCUCAGGUUGGGAGCUCUUAACUAUUCCCCAUGAGCCCCGCUGACCUGACCUGCAACAGCUCACUCAUGGACUUAAAUAAAGCCGCCUCAAAUUGUCUGUUGGACUCUUGAUACAAGUUUAAUUUGAGCGUUCAGGUUUCUGUGGUCAUCGUGUGUGUGUUGUUGUGUUGGUGUGAGGCGCAGCAUUAAAAACUUUAGCCUUUGUGAUUUUUCACACUAACACUGGAAAACAAAUGUUCAGCACUUGGAUUUUUUGCUUGCUGUAAAUAUUUUUUUCUGUUGUACAAAGUGGGAGUUUUAACUUGUGAGAGUCGUACUGAAAUAUAAUAGAAUAAAACAAAAAUUAAUAUUUGCGCAUUCUGUCUUCUGUCUUUCACAAGCAAAACAUCACUUGUUUUUCAUUGCUAGUGUUCAGUUAAUGUAAAAGUCAAUAUGCCUACAUGUUUGAAAGUAUAAAUGAGUAAAAUGUGCUCUUCAUAGUGCUCACUGAGGAGGUCCAAUUGGUUGGACCUUGACGGUAACAUUUUCUAGAACACUCCUUGGUAGAAGUUUGCAAUAACAGAAUGCCAAGUAGUCUCUUCAUGGCUAAAGAACAUUUACAAAUCAAGGGUGCUACUCUAAUUCCUGAUCAGAUUUCUAUGAGAAUUUCCCUGCGUGAAAAAGUAACAGCCCAAGGGACAGUGCCACACAAAUGAAAGACCAUCAUUGUUUUGAUGAAUUCAGUUGCCCACAGUACAACACUAUAAACCUUUCCCAGAGACUGUAGCAACAAAACCACCUGUAAUGAAACCCCUAACCCAGACCCUGGUCUGUAAACAUUGCCCUUAUACAGCCUCUGUAGCCUGUUUUAAACUUGGACCCAUAGUCUAUAACCAUUGCCCCUAACCAGCCUGUGCCGCUCUGGAUAAGAGCGUCUGCUAAAUGACUAAAUGUGCCCCUAACCCUGUGCCCAGAGACUGCUGCCCUAAGUAUGAACCGAGCAUGUAAACUGAACCUCAAGCCUACACCCAGAGGAUGGGGUCAAGUCCCAACUGGUGUUAAUUCGACUUCACAUGCCUUCCAGCUCCAGGACUGCGGGUGAAAUACUUAUAUAGAAUACUUACAAUAUUGAAACAAGAAUCACCACCCAACACAAUCACCUCGUGCAUAUGAGUGCGUUUGACCUGUUUUAUUGGAAAAUUUUCAAAAUAAACAAAAUGGCACAGCAGUAUACAAAUCUCGAAACGCACAUGGCCAGUAGAAAUGCUUCAGGUUCCCUCUGUGCAUCUGUUUUUGCUCAUUAGAAAAUCAUUUACAGAAGAACUGUUGGCUGGUGUACACACACAUGCUUCUGUUCACUGUGGAAGGGACCAUCUACAAGUGUGAUUUUCAGAGGCAGGGACCGUCUAAAAAGUCACAGUUAUGGUGCGGACAUUCCAAUUGUACAACGGUGAGGAGACAACUAUCAAGCAUGAGGCUUGUGCACACGGAAUAGUGGACAUUCUGUUUCUUUUUAAAAAUGAUUAUAUAUCCAGGACAUACCAUACUGAUAAAUACAGGUAACAUAAAAUACCCAAGUUAGUGGCAUCUCCAGACAAAUAAAAUAAGAAAGACGAUUAUACAAAUUAUAUUCAACCACAGUUAUAAAGAGUAGACCAUUCUUAGUAGGAUCUCCAAUAGAGAGUUGAAAACAAGCCAAAGACAAGAUAACAAAUCAAACAAGACUAAAAGACAGCGUGUGACUGCAAAACAAAGAGUGAAGAUCAUACAAGUGUUUGUGGACUAAGCAGGACCCCUUUAGAGAUUGAGAGGGCUUUG
Hypomesus transpacificus is the source of this 3774-nucleotide messenger RNA. RefSeq names its product nuclear receptor subfamily 2, group E, member 1 (gene nr2e1). The record is from RefSeq and is a predicted model, not a curated record. Gene Ontology annotation, molecular function: nuclear receptor activity; zinc ion binding; RNA polymerase II cis-regulatory region sequence-specific DNA binding. Gene Ontology annotation, biological process: cell differentiation; anatomical structure development; negative regulation of transcription by RNA polymerase II. Lineage: Eukaryota; Metazoa; Chordata; Actinopteri; Osmeriformes; Osmeridae.